Messenger RNA from Aaosphaeria arxii CBS 175.79, 2513 nucleotides. RefSeq lists its product as uncharacterized. Bases 115 to 2178 code for a protein of 687 amino acids. The transcript is spliced from 2 exons. The record is from RefSeq and is a predicted model, not a curated record. Lineage: Eukaryota; Fungi; Ascomycota; Dothideomycetes; Pleosporales.
CCUCACAUCCCUCCAGCAUUCCUCAGCUAAGCGAAAGGGAUCUCGUUCCCACGUACAUUCCACAGCGGCGCGCUCCCUUAGACACAUUCUUCAGCCUCUUCGAUUACUCUCAUCAUGGGCCGCGGGCAGCCCUACCUCUACGAUCCCAAGCGAUCUUCACAGAACUCCGUGCCAGAGGUCUUCAAUCCAAGAGCCGUGACGAUGGCGAGCCGUGAACCACCUUCGCCGAGGAAGAAGCAGACUGGGCCGCUCAUCGACUUCAACAAGCAUCCAGAUAGCUACCUGAUACUUCCUUACGGGAAGACAGAAGGCAAAGUGAACCCAAAGAUUGCUCUUUACAUCAAGAUUGCUCGAUGGGUCCAAUUUGUUUUCCGCGUGCCAACUGUGCUGGGCGCCAUUGGAGCUCUGCUAUGCGGCAUCUUUAUCCGUGGAGCGCAAGAUACAGAAGGAUACUUAGUUAGGAUACCACCUGGUGUUGACAUCGUCCAUUGUCUGUAUGCACUUUACCACCUUCUCCGACCGGCAAAGGCGCGACCAGCCGGAAGCUCUGCAAGCUAUCACUUCUAUGCUCUGAUCAUGGAUGCGGGAUUCAUACCAUUCUACGUCUUCACCGUCCUGCUCGCAAGGCGCAACUACGACGCAAAACCUGGCAGUGAUGGGCGUUGGAGGACUUUCUUCCCAACAGACGAAGACACAAACAAAGUUCUCCUGACAACAUGGCUGAACGGAAUCGCGGUCGCGGGCUUGCAUGUUCUUUCGCUGAUCAUGGAUCUAUACCUACUUCUGGUCUUCCGUAAGAUCUCUCAUCUUCCACCAGACAUGAACCCUCUGGAGGACAAUUUGACUUCGCGCCGUAAGACCAAGCACAAGCAUAAGAACUCAUCCAUCUCCGCCAUCACUCCUCUCACUGCGGAGGACAAACGGUUCAGUGCACAAAGUGGUACUACGACCAUCGGCAACAGGAAUUCGCAAACGGCCCCAUUGAUCACAGAGAAAGAGAUUCCGUCUCCCGGUAUGAAGCAGAUGUCAUUCUUGCACACUCGCACAAACUCGGAUAUGAGCUAUUCACCGCACACACCAGAGACUGCCCGCCAUUCUCGUCAGUCUUUGUACGGUCAAAAUGCCUCUGCCCGUCAAUCUCGCUCCGAUCUGAACCACCGCGACGACCUGCUCCGUAGAGACGACCCAGAGGACAAUCAAACCUUGGCCCAGCGCAAAGCAGUUCUUGCUCAGAAAGCCAUCAAGAGGAGUUCCCGACCUCAAUCAUUCGUGUCUUCGAGCAAGGAGUUUUAUACGCCACCUACUACUGCUGAAAAACAAGACAUGACUGGUGGCGACAUCUCUCUGCAACAAUCUCUUCAAUCUGACAACUGGUUCGUCCACGAUGAACAAGAGGACUACAAUGAAGCACCACAAGCACCAGCACAAGCCCCAGUCCAGUCCAAGAGGUCAAUGUUCUCAAGACAAACGCAAGGAUACAACACCGUAGCAUCAGACGAAAUGUCCGACGAUGACCUCGAUGCCCCGAUGGUGCCCCAACCUCUACGAAUGAACCCACCGACACCUCCCCCGUCUCAACUGCCCAGCACUCCCGACAAACAGACAGCUCCCCCAUCAGCCCUCCAACGCACCUACACCACGACCUCCAUCUCCAGCGAAGCCACCUUCUCCCGCUCUCCCACGCGCGCAUCGACCCCGAAAACCCGCUACUACGGCGACCUACGCGCCGCAACGCAAGGCAUCCGCAGCGGGCAAUCCCCCUCCAACUCGCCCACCACGUCCCCGAAGAAGCGCUCCCUCCGCGAGAACGGCCUGCCCAGCUCCGUCAAAGCCUACACCGUCAACACACCCCCACCAGCAUCCAACAAACCCUUCAUGUCCAACUCGCCCAUCAGCCUCGACAAGAAGUCGUACGCCAGCGUCCGCCGCACCGGCGAAAUGGGAUACACCCCCGUCCACAACCAAUCCCCCCGCGUGCUGAGCCGCUCCGGCGUCGACUACGACGGCGCCUCCGCAUACGACGACGCUGCCGACCUCGGCGCGUCCGGCGGCAGGCGACGCGAUGUCAGUGGCAAGAUUGCAGAAGAGGGCCGCGGCGGCGCGGCGAACAUGGGCAGUCGUUGGGGAUUCGGCAAGGCGAACGAGUUGACGUAUAGGAAGGUUAGCGGUGUGGCUUAAAUGCGCUCACUCCCUUCCCUCCUUUUUUCUGCUUGGGGUGUCUCGAUAUCAUGGAGUACGAUUUGCGUGGUUGCGGGUGUAUGGAGUUUAGGGUGCAUUUUCUUUAACUACCAACUUGGGUGUUUUUCUGUUUGGCUUGGAUGAAGUGUGGGGUAUGGAUGGUGUCGUGGUAAAAUUACUGUGUGCAUGGCAUGAUGGGUGUAUUUUUGUCUUCUACUUUUUUUGUGACUGCUGGAAAGGGGUUGGGGUUAUGUACUUUGAUGUGGUGUCGGGGGGUAUGGUGGUAUGUACGGUAUAUGGGGGAAUAAGGAGAAACGAAAUGAAAUACCAGGUCC